AGUCGUGGUCCACAUCCACAACCCGCCCUGCGUGCGCAGACACUGACAGAGAGCGAGCGAGCGAGGGGGGGAGAGAGAGAGCGCUCCUCCUCCUCCUCGGUUUCUUCCCACCACUCAUCACAAGCGAAGGUAAACGGUCUUCACGUCGGAGGAGACCUCUCGCCGUUUCCCCCCUCGCAUAAUGGAAACUGAAGUAAAGCAGCUGUGGUCCAUCCGUCUUCGGUACUUUUUCUCCUUCAUCAACGCGGCGCAGUUCCUCUGACCGGGCUUUUCCCCCCUCCUCUCCUCUCUCCCCCUUUAAAUAACUUCUUUCCUGGUGUGUGUGUUUUUUUCCAGACACGCUUUUAGAAAGAACCGAAUCUACGACUUGUAACUGAGCAGCUUUGGAACAAGACCGUGUUUUCUGGAUGGAGGAUUUUAAGUCGACGGUGCAUUAGCUGAGGUCAAGCUGGUCGUGAAGGUGCUGGACUCGCUCCCCCCCACGCCCCGAGCCGGACGCACCAUGGCGGCGGGAGUAGCGGCGUGGCUGCCGUUCGCCCGGGCGGCCGCCAUCGGCUGGAUGCCCGUGGCCAACCUGCCCAUGCCCGUGGCGCCGGCCGAGAAGAACAAGCGUCAGGACGAGCUGAUCGUGCUCAACGUCAGCGGGCGGCGCUUCCAGACCUGGAGGAACACGCUGGACCGCUACCCGGACACCCUGCUGGGCAGCUCCGAGAAGGAGUUCUUCUACAACGAGGAGACCAAAGAGUACUUCUUCGACCGGGACCCGGACGUGUUCCGCAGCGUGCUCAACUUCUACCGCACGGGCAAGCUGCACUACCCGCGCUACGAGUGCAUCUCCUCCUACGACGAGGAGCUGGCGUUCUUCGGCAUCGUCCCCGAGAUCAUCGGCGACUGCUGCUACGAAGAGUACAAGGACCGGAAGCGGGAGAACGCGGAGCGGCUGCAGGACGACCAGGAGGACAACAAGGACGCCAAGCUGCCCAACAUGACCUUCAGGGAGACCAUGUGGCGCGCCUUCGAGAACCCGCACACCUCCACCAUGGCCCUGGUCUUCUACUACGUCACCGGCUUCUUCAUCGCCGUGUCCGUCAUCACCAACGUGGUGGAGACGGUGCCCUGCGGCUCGGCGCCCAACCAGAAGGAGGUGCCGUGCGGCGAGCGCUACACGGUGGCCUUCUUCUGCAUGGACACGGCGUGCGUGAUGAUCUUCACCGUGGAGUACCUGAUGCGGCUGUUCGCCGCGCCCAGCCGCUACCGCUUCAUGCGCUCGGUGAUGAGCAUCAUCGACGUGGUGGCCAUCCUGCCCUACUACAUCGGCCUGGUGAUGACCGACAACGAGGACGUGAGCGGCGCCUUCGUGACGCUGCGCGUCUUCCGCGUGUUCCGCAUCUUCAAGUUCUCGCGGCACUCGCAGGGCCUGCGCAUCCUGGGCUACACGCUGAAGAGCUGCGCCUCCGAGCUGGGCUUCCUGCUCUUCUCCCUCACUAUGGCCAUAAUUAUAUUUGCUACUGUCAUGUUCUACGCAGAGAAGGGUUCAAGCUCCAGCAAAUUCACCAGCAUCCCGGCCUCCUUCUGGUACACCAUCGUUACUAUGACAACACUCGGGUACGGAGACAUGGUGCCCAAGACGAUCGCAGGAAAGAUCUUCGGUUCAAUCUGCUCUCUGAGCGGCGUGCUGGUAAUCGCCCUGCCUGUUCCUGUCAUCGUGUCCAACUUCAGCCGCAUCUAUCACCAGAACCAGAGAGCGGACAAGCGACGGGCGCAGAAGGUUCAGAAAGCGCGCCUGGCGAGGAUUCGCAUCUCCAAGACCGGAAGCUCCAACGCCUUCCUGCACAGCAAGCGCAACGGCCUGUUCAACGAAGCCCUGGAACUCACGCAACUUCCGUACAAGAUGAACCUUUCAGACCAGAGCUCCACCGAGGACGACCAGCGGCUAAGUAAGUCCACGUCUCUGUUAGAGAGCCAGCAUCACCACCUGCUGCACUGCCUGGAGAAAACCACUAACCACGAGUUCGUGGACGAGCAGUACUACCAGCAGAGCUACCUGGAGGCGGGGCUGCAGAGCUACCCGUCCCGAAGCCCCUCCCUCUCCAGCCAAGAUGGCGUCACGGGCACGUGCUGCAGCCGCCGCAGCAAGAAGCACCACGGCGCGUUGGCCAACGCCAGCGCGCCCGCACACAUGAAGCCCUUGGCCCACACGCACACGCACCAACAGGGCUUGCAGGAGCUCAGCACCAUCCACAUCCAACCGCUCAGCACCAGCCGCUCCAGCCUGAACAUGCGCGUGGACGACCCCGCGCCCCUCAACUGCCAGAGCAGCCAGAUCACCACGGCGAUCAUCAGCAUCCCCACCCCGCCAGUGACGACCCCCGAGGGCGACGCCCACCUGCCCGCAGGCCCCACCCACCAGAACAUUGUGAAGGUGUCCGCACUGUGAAGGCCAGGGUGCACGGCGCGGCACACAGAAAGACACACAAAGACUCAUGGAGACAAACUGAGGGGCAGGAGAGGAGGCGAGGGCCGAGUCCUAGUCUGGAAGGAGACCUAGUGUGGCCGUGGUGAAGCCUGCCCUCUGCUGGCCAUGCACUGUAAUGACGCGGGCUCCCUGUACAGAGGACGCUGGCUUUUACAUACAGUUUACUCAUGUUAGCGGUCGAGUGUGCGUGCGUGCGUGAGUGAGUGGAUGGAGGAGUGCGUGCAGGUGGGCGGUGGAGUGGAGUGCCUCAUCCACCGCUUUUCAUAGUUUGAGCUGGAGAACCGGGUGGAACGUGAGAGGAACCCAACUCGCUCCUGCUAGUUUAACCAGGCCCCUUUGUUUUGUGUCCACCGGCCCAUUUGCCCAGUGACUGAUAAAUAAGCCUCUUCAGGUCAGGACGUUCGGUAGGUUUGUCUGUGACGACGUUACCGCUGAGUUUCGUAUUCGUGAGUGAGCGUGUGACUGUUUUUGCCAGAUAGAGGACUUGUGACGUUCUGACUAGGAGGUACGUGCCUGCGUGCCUGCGUGCGUGCGUGAGUGACUGUGUUUGUCUCAGCCGACUGAAAACGUCUUCGUGGAGUCUCGACGGCUCACUCUUCGGUAUAUUUGACUAGCUGCCACUCGGAAAGGGUUCGCGGCGCGCGUUCCUAUUGGAAAUUCUCAGCGUCGGGCCUUUUUCCACGUAACGUGCCUGUUCUGCCCGAGUUAAAGGAGAUUUAUGUGCUUUUAGUUUUCCCAACUUUCCUCGUCCCCCUGAGUUAUUUUUCUUUCUUGGCUCUCGCAGCCCCGCGGACCUCAAAUAAAUAAUUCUCUAACACAAACCAAAAAAAGUCCAUUUUCAAUUUUAACCACCACAAGUAAAAGCACAAGGCGCUUGCUGAGAAUUUCCAACAUGAAUCUGUCCUGAGCCCAAGUGUGAAUAUUGUUAAUAGAAUAUUUUGUAAUAUUUGACCAUCGUUUGGCAGAACCAGUGAAGCUGUCCUCUUGUUCUCACUCUCUCUCUCUCGUUGUUGUCCUGUUGUGUCCCCACCUCCUGUGUGAACAACAGUUUGCUUUCAGUAGUCUUUAUAGCUGUUUUCUCUUCCCCAAACUCAGCGGGCAUUUUUUUCAAAGUUGUUAAGUAUGUGUAUUCUAUGUGGUUAGGAAAACUUGGUGUUUGUACUUUUGUCCUCCUUGAUGUUUCAAAUGAAUUUUAUUUAUCUUCUGGAGAACUUAAAAACAGGGACGUCUGUUACGGUGAGCGGAGAGUCGGAGGACGCCCUCCACAGCUCUGUCACCGAGAACGUGCGAUGCUGUCUGGCCUCAGCUCACAGACCCGUGGUGAAGCUCUAGCAUGACUUCUCAUCGAAUCCCAUCAAAGCUGACCUUUGUAAUUAUGGACGGCGACCUUUCAGGUCUGAAACCCUGCUAGCCCGCGCGUCUCCGUUGGCCUUUUUCAUCCUGAAUGUCAUUCCGAAUCCAAUAGCUCCAGAGGCAGUGCACCCACACUUCUUAUCCAUACAGAUGGAACAAUAUGUUGACCAAGAGCACACACACGGGCUGGAGAUGCCCCAGUAGACCACCACACUGGACAUGGCAGCCCAGAGCAUACUUUAAUAGCAAUACUGGAAUUGGUCUGAUGUUUUAUUGGCCCAUAUGUAGCUGAUGUUUUUCCUGUAGGAGUAGACUGUAUUUAAAACUGCCAAACCUGCAGCAAAAUGUAUCAUGGUCUUUUAAAAAGUUAUUACCUUAAGAUGGCUUUUACACACAUUUCUACUAAGACUUACAACCAACGCAUAUCAUCAUCACAUCGGCCCACUGGGGUGAAGAUAUAUAUAGCAUACUGUAUUUGUACCACAUCAGUGCAUCACACACAAGAAGUUAAGGUCCCUUAGACUCCUCUGUUGUGCUUUAGUUCUCUUUGACCCUGUGGUGAGUAAAACCCAAAGAAAGUCAAACACGUUCUAGAGCUGGAACAGGGCGUUCCGUUCCUUCGUAGUGACGUAGUGCUGCUGGUGAAUUAGUAUCGUGACAGUGACGCCAGCUGCCUAGAUGCAAUAUUAGUGUUUAGUCAAACUGUGCGCAGAUCAACUAAAAAAACAAAAAAAAUCAGACCGGCAAGUGUUUAAACACAGGGUUAGAGGCACCGAAUUCAUAUUCACGGCAUCAAAUCCAACAUUUAGAUUCUAUGGAAAACAACAGUAAGGUUCUGUAGGUAACAGCGGAAGUGAGCGUCCCUGUGUUCUGUUGCUAUAGGGCAGUGACUAAACGUGAUUUAUUUCCUGCUUCCCUGUUUCCAGACAGGUUGUUUUGUGUCAGCUGCAGUUUUCCAACUGACACUUUUUUCAAUUAUGACGUAAGCAGUGUCGGCGGAUGGCAUUUUUAUUUACAAACGACAAAAACAGAGGUCUGUGAUUGUGUUUGUGUCUCUUUCUCUGUUCUGUAUCCUCCUUUGUCUUUUUUCUGGGCUCUGCCACUUCUCCCUCCCACGUUUUGCUUUGCCCCUCUACGCCACCUGUCGUUGUUGAGAGUACUGCUGUGCGUAUCUUGUCAGGUGUUGGAUAUUAUUUAUGACUUUGUCUUGUGUCCCGACUGUGAAACGCCUGAUAAAACAUCUAUAUCUGCCACAAAUACAAAAACCUGUGGGUUCUCUUCUUCAAAUGACUGCGUUUUCUUAUAGAAAUACAGAAAUAAUGUUGGAAACAAUC
Betta splendens (Siamese fighting fish) is the source of this 5163-nucleotide messenger RNA. RefSeq names its product potassium voltage-gated channel, Shal-related subfamily, member 3 (gene kcnd3). The record is from RefSeq and is a predicted model, not a curated record. The transcript has 8 exons. Bases 503 to 2437 code for a protein of 644 amino acids. NCBI's taxonomy places the organism in Eukaryota, Metazoa, Chordata, Actinopteri, Anabantiformes, Osphronemidae. Gene Ontology annotation, cellular component: membrane; neuronal cell body; voltage-gated potassium channel complex. Gene Ontology annotation, molecular function: A-type (transient outward) potassium channel activity; protein binding. Gene Ontology annotation, biological process: potassium ion export across plasma membrane; protein homooligomerization.